Nicotiana tabacum (common tobacco) is the source of this 1866-nucleotide messenger RNA. RefSeq lists its product as uncharacterized. Gene Ontology annotation, biological process: protein ubiquitination. Gene Ontology annotation, molecular function: ubiquitin-protein transferase activity; zinc ion binding. Gene Ontology annotation, cellular component: membrane. Lineage: Eukaryota; Viridiplantae; Streptophyta; Magnoliopsida; Solanales; Solanaceae. The record is from RefSeq and is a predicted model, not a curated record.
GGGAAAAUUUAUUCUGUGCCCUCUAAAUUAUUCAAAAUAAAAUAUAAGCAGCUAUGAUUAGAAAAGAGUGACCUUGACAAUGGGAGACCUCCGCUUGUGUAAAAGGCAGGCAUUUAGGUAUGACUAAAACAAUAAAAACUCUCGCUUUAUCCUUAAACUUUAGUUCUGGAGAAAACCUAUUCUGAAAGAUUUGCUCUUUGAAAUGAGAUUGAAUAUAUAGAAAAUAAAGAAAGCAGAGAAAAGAAAUACUAGUAGAAUGGGAAAUCAAAAUGCAUGGUGGAAGCAAAGAAUGAAGAGGAAGGAAUAGAUGAAGCUGUGUUUCUUCUACUGCAAAAAUGCCAUCCCAUUCUUAUAAGUUUUCCUCUUGUUAAUAAUUCAUUCACCUUUCUUUCCCGUUAUUCAAGUUGUUUCUUGGUAUCAUUCGUUCCCUCGUAGUCGAUUCUUUUUCACAAAUUUAAAACUUUUCGUUUGAGUAUUCAUUUUUUUUCUACAUCCUUUCUUCCAAUAAUUCGUGGAAUAUCUUUAUUUUUGGUUUAGCUUCCCAGUUAAUUAUGUUCUUUGCAAUGCUUUAACCUCUUCAAUUCAAAAUAAUUAAUAUCAUUUCUAAGAAUCUGUGUUAAUUAUGUUUUUUAUCUAUAGGUGAGCUGUGUUGGGAAUUGGAACUUAUUUUCACAAAGUCUUCAUCUAAAUAUGUAUGUUCUUACAUUCCAAAAAGUUAAAAACAUGAGUGUACACCAAUAAGGAAGAUGGAAGAAUGUAGGAUUUGCCAUGACGGUGAUGAAGAUUCAAACAUGGAGAUUCCCUGUUCUUGCCGUGGAACCCUCAAGUAUGCCCAUCGCAAAUGUGUACAGAGGUGGUGCAAUGAGAAGGGGGACACUGUCUGUGAAAUUUGCCGCCAGAAUUUUAAGCCAGAUUAUACAGCACCAGCUCCUCUGUUUGGCGGAUUUCCAAUGAACAUGAGAGGAAACUGGGAGAUUUCCAUGAAUAGCCUUGAUUAUCCUCAGUUUGUUGCAUUGGCUUCUGCGGACCACAAUUUUCUUGAUUACGACUAUGAUGAGUAUUCAGUAUUUUAUCCAAGAAGUUUGAUAUGCUGCCGCAUUGUUGCCAUAACUUUUGUGCUUCUUCUGAUGUUACGUACAAUCCUGCCACUUAUCCUUAGUGUUGCUGGAGAUAAUUCGAUAACAUUGAUCAUGUUAUCAGUGUUGAAAACUAUCGGAAUCCUACUGGCGGUGUAUGUAUUGGCGAAAACUUUUCUUGCUAUACGACAUCGGAGGCAUCAGGAUCUUCAUCACUCUCAGAUUUUCCCAUCAGAUGAGGAAACUGAGUUGCCAUUACAACAGCGUCCGCGUUCUCAGAUUGCUCCAUUAGAUGAUGAGAAUGAACUACCAGUACAGCCACAUUUUAUACAUGUCCAAUGAAUCCUUAAUUAGCUUAAACGACUAAAAUCUCAACACCAGUGGGAAGUUUGGCACUGCAACUGGUGAUCCUCUAUUAAUGUUCAUCAGCUCGCUGCUCCAUGACGGAGUAUUCUUCUGUUGAGAUUUGAGCAUAAAAUGGUUCAGCAAAUUGAUUGUCGCCAGACGAAUUAACACAGCUGCAAAAGGAACUCAAAUGAUCAGGCGUAACAGUAUCUGCUUUUAAGGCAUUUCUAGCUCGCUUUUACUCCAUCUUACAUUAGAUUUAACUUUUAAGAAUUGUAGCAGAAGAGCAAAAUGAUAUUCAGCUGUCCGUCAAAUUUACCAUCGAUCCUAAUACAGGGUUAAUAAUUCCCCCUUUCCCACAUUAUACGAAGAAAGUCAAGCUAUGCAAUUGCUAAUGCCAUGCAUGAAAUCCUUACUUUCCUGCAGUAAGACUCACUUUCAUGUG